This is a messenger RNA of Phyllostomus hastatus (greater spear-nosed bat), 3241 nucleotides long. It is a transcript of the gene VPS35L, whose product is annotated as VPS35 endosomal protein sorting factor like. Gene Ontology annotation, cellular component: endosome. The record is from RefSeq and is a predicted model, not a curated record. The transcript has 31 exons. Bases 266 to 3022 code for a protein of 918 amino acids. Gene Ontology annotation, biological process: endocytic recycling. NCBI's taxonomy places the organism in Eukaryota, Metazoa, Chordata, Mammalia, Chiroptera, Phyllostomidae.
UUCACAUAUACUGGGAUACCAUUGGCUGUUCACUCCGUUCCUCAGAAGAUCGGCUAGGUGUUCCACCUGUGCAUAGGGGGAAGUGGACUCUGCUACCACCUAUCUCACCGCCAUCUUAAAAUCUUCCAGGCUCUCAAUUCUAUUCCAUUGGCACUCCAGGAAUAGGAACUACAAGGCAGAAUCUGCAACAUACCACCUGGAGGCUGUGCCACUGGAGUUUGGGGACUAUCACCCAUUAAAACCCAUAACCGUCACAGAGUCAAAGAUGAAGAAAGUGAGCCGGAAAGGAAGCACUUCAUCCACAUCCUCGUCAUCCUCCAGCUCAGUGGUGGACCCACUGAGCAGUGUACUGGAUGGGACUGAUCCCCUUUCUAUGUUCGCAGCUACUGCUGACCCCACGGCCAUAGCAGCUGUCAUGGACAGUUCCAGAAAGAAACGUGACGGAGAUGAUAACUCCAUUGUACAAUCAGAUUUUGAGUCUUGGGCCAGCAAACGAGGAGAAAUCCUUGCCCGGUAUACUACCACAGAAAAGCUCUCCAUCAAUCUGUUUAUGGGAUCUGAAAAAGGUAAAACUGUACCUGCCAUAUCCACAAUGUCAGAGAAAGUUCGGACCAGGCUGGAGGAGCUGGAUGACUUUGAGGAGGGAUCCCAAAAGGAACUGUUGAAUUUGACUCAACAGGAUUAUGUGAACCGCAUAGAGGAGCUUAACCAGUCACUGAAGGAUGCCUGGGCCUCGGACCAGAAAGUAAAGGCUCUAAAAAUAGUCAUUCAGUGUUCAAAGCUUCUUUCAGACACAAGUGUUAUUCAGUUCUACCCAAGCAAAUUUGUCCUCAUCACUGACAUACUUGAUACAUUUGGAAAUCUCGUGUUUGACCGCAUCUUUUCCAUGUGUGUGGGUGACCGCGUCUUACCAGAUGACUUCUCUCCAGAGAAUGUAAAUGACACCGCCAAAGAAACAUGCUUAAAUUGGUUUUUCAAGAUUGCUUCCAUCAGGGAACUCAUUCCAAGAUUUUAUGUGGAAGCAUCCAUUCUGAAGUGUAACAAGUUCCUGUCCAAAACGGGGAUCUCAGAAUGUUUGCCCCGCCUAACUUGCAUGAUUCGAGGGAUUGGAGACCCACUGGUGUCAGUGUUUGCCAGGGCCUAUCUAUGCCGGGUGGGAAUGGAAGUGGCUCCACAUCUUAAAGAAAGUCUAAAUAAGAACUUUUUUGACUUCCUUCUUAUAUUCAAACAGAUUCAUGGGGAUACAGUCCAGAACCAUCUGGUGAUCCAAGGAGUAGAGCUCUCAUCCUACCUGCCCUUGUACUCACCUGCCAUGGACUGGAUCUUUCAGUGCCUUUCCUACCAUGCCCCCGAGGCUCUGCUAACUGAGAUGAUGGAGCGAUGCAGAAAGCUAGGAAACAAUGCCUUGCUGUUAAAUUCUGUGAUGUCUGCUUUCCGGGCCGAGUUCAUCGCCACCAGGUCCAUAGAUUUCAUUGGCAUGAUUAAAGAGUGCAAUGAGGCUGGCUUCCCUAAGCAUCUUCUCUUUCGCUCACUGGGGUUAAACUUGGCCUUGGCUGAUCCUCCUGAGGGUGAUCGACUUCAGAUUCUCAAUGAAGCUUGGAAAGUUAUUACUAAAUUGAAGAAUCCACAGGACUACAUUAAUUGUGCCGAAGUGUGGAUAGAGUAUACCUGCAAGCAUUUCACGAAACGAGAGGUGAAUACUGUUUUGGCCGAUGUCAUCAAGCAUAUGACUCCAGAUCGUGCAUUUGAAGACUCCUACCCUCAGCUUCGGUCAAUAAUUAAGAAAGUGAUUACCCACUUCCAUGAUUUCUCAGUUCUUUUCACAGUGGAAAAAUUUCUGCCAUUUCUGGACAUGUUCCAAAAAGAGAGUGUGCGGGUUGAGGUUUGCAAAUGCAUCAUGGAAGUUUUUAUCAAGCAUCAGAAAGAGCCCACCAAAGAUCCCGUCAUUCUGAAUGCCCUUUUGCAUGUUUGCAAGACCAUGCAUGACUCUGUGAAUGCACUCACUCUUGAGGAUGAGAAAAGAAUGCUGGCAUAUUUGAUUAAUGGAUUUAUAAAAAUGGUUUCCUUUGGUCGUGAUUUUGAACAACAGCUUAGUUUUUAUGUGGAGGCCAGGUCGAUGUUUUGCAAUCUGGAACCUGUUCUUGUACAAUUGAUUCACAGUGUGAACCGGUUAGCAAUGGAAACAAGAAAAGUAAUGAAGGGGAAUCACUCCAGAAAAACGGCUGCCUUUGUCCGGGCCUGUGUUGCCUAUUGCUUCAUCACCAUCCCAUCCCUGGUGGGCAUCUUCACACGCCUCAAUCUCUACCUGCAUUCGGGUCAGGUGGCCUUGGCCAAUCAGUGCCUCUCCCAAGCUGAUGCCUUUUUCAAAACCGCUAUAAGCCUCAUUCCAGAAGUCCCAAAGAUGAUUAGUAUCGAUGGAAAGAUGCGACUCUCAGAAUCAUUCCUUCUGGAGUUCCUCUGCAAUUUCUUUUCUACUUUAUUAAUAGUUCCGGAUCAUCCUGAACAUGGUGUCCUGUUUCUUGUUCGAGAGCUUCUUAACGUGAUCCAGGAGUAUACCUGGGAGGACAGCAGUGAUGAUAAAAUCCGCAUCUACACCUAUGUUCUGCACCUUCUAUCUGCCAUGAGUCAGGAGACCUACCUCUACCAUGUAGACAAAGUUGACUCCAAUGACAGCCUUUAUGGGGGAGAUUCCAAGUUUCUGGCUGAAAACAACAAGCUCUGUGAGACAGCGAUGGCACAGGUCCUGCAGCAUCUGAAGACCCUGGCCAAGGAUGAGGCCCUGAAGCGCCAGAGCUUGUUGGGUCUUUCCUUCUUUAAUAGCAUCUUGGCCCAUGGGGACCUGCGCAAUAACAGGCUCAACCAGCUCUCUGUAAACCUGUGGCACCUGGCACAGAGGCAUGGCUAUGCAGACACCAGGACCAUGGUGAAAACUCUGGAAUACAUCAAGAAGCAGAGCAAACAACCAGAUAUGGGUCAUCUGACAGAGCUGGCACUCAGGCUUCCUUUGCAAACAAGAACCUGACCCUGGGGCCCGUCCCUAAGGCCUGCACCCGGAGCAGUGGGACCUAAUCCAGAAAGACCUGCUUUUUAUUUUAUUUUUACACAUAACAAUUGGUUUAAGCUUCUACCAAGCUUCUUGGCCUCUACCAAGAUUAUUCUGACAGUGAAGAAGUGGAAUUGUAAGAGUGUUAAAAUUCAAUCUUGUUCACUGAGCAACAGAAUACAGGUAACACCUUUCUUU